UGUCAGCCUUGGUUGCUCAGUCAGUAUUGAGGCUCUCACACCCGGGAAUGUUGCCCACAAUUUUUUUUUAAAUGGCGUCUGUUUGCAAGAGCCUUGAAGAAGGUAAUGUGAACCCUGUGUAGCCACAGGACUUUUAAAUCUUGCAUGGUACACCCAACCAUACAUGGUUGUGGUGCACCGUCCUGUAAUAGUUACUCACCCCAGCUAUAUAUAUAUAUAUUGUGCUCUUUAAGGGUUAAACAGAAUGCUUCCCUCACCUCUGAGAACCCCAGAUUCUGGUCCUGUUGGUUUGGUAGACCUUUGAAAGUCAUUAUAUGCCUGACUGUUGACUGUGUCUAAUGAAUCAGAGCCUUUAGCUCAGUGAACCCAUUGAUGGUUCUGUACAAAAAGUCGAUUCUCAUUACAUUUAACACUUUUUUUUUAGAAUUCCUGAAAGUGAAGUGGCAUUCAUUCAAGAUCAAGAUCAAGAUCAAGUCGGCAUUGGAUGGACCUAUGAUAAAGCUCAGCAAGUGUUUUUAUCUUGUGAAAAUACAAACAAUUUUAAGAUAUGCUCUCCUAUAAUUUGCUUUGAAAUUUUAAAAAAGGACUCGAUAAAUCAUUUAGUGGAAAACUCUCGUGUUUUCUCAGGAACAGCAUGGGCUAAUGAUAACAAGCAGAUGAAAACUGGCAAUGUAAUACCUGCGAAGGGAAAUAAAAUAGUUGAGAAUGAAGGUAACAUUCCAGCUCAUAAUCAGGAAUACAUUCUCAGUUCUGCUAAUUUUAAGUAUCAUGUUGAUAUGGUCAUCCAUUCUCCAUAUGAAUUAGGAGAAAAUUUGUUGGCAGAUUUGACAAAAUAUCUUUACUCAAUGGUUGAUAGCAACACUGUAAGUUAUGUUUCAAAUAAGUUAUGGAUCAUUGAUGUUGAUACUGUUAUAUACAAUCCAGGAAACAUUAGGAGAUUUAAUUCCAUUGAACAUGCUUUACAAGCAUUUUGUCACCCAGUGGAUGACUCUGAAGUGUGCAAGCACCCCUUUUCUACGUACUUGAUCAAAUCUGUUCCGUUCACUUCCAUGGGUUCUUCUUAUGCUUCUGUUCUUAAAGGUUCCAAGAGUGAAAGUAAAGAGAUCAACUUCACACUUGUUCCAAAAACACAUCAAGAUCAAACUCAUAGAAAUCUUACCAUUGAAACAAAGAAUCAAGUUAUCAGGAGUGAAAAUAUAUCUAAGUGUGAAGAAAAUCAAGUAAAUGACAAGAAAGAUUGUAAAAUGCAAGAAGAUACAAAUUCCUGGUUUAGAAGGGAUUCAAAAAAUGUUUGUAUUGAAAAUGUACAAACAUAUAAUAGCAGCAAGUGCUAUUACAAGUUUGUGACGGAAAGGAAAGAAAAAGGGGAAGAAAAUUUUGAGAAAAAAGGGAAGAAAAUUUCAUUAACUGGUGAACUUCAGGAGUUAGUCAAUGAAAGAAAAUUACAAAAAGAUAUUCAACUGUCUGAGGUCCAUGUCAGCCAAUAUGCAAGUAGAUUACCCAAAGAUACUAUUUAUAAAUCAAAAAUGGCCAUCGACAAUGCAAAAUACUCUGCUAUAUCCAUUGGAUCGGAUAGAAAAGGUGAUAAGUAUAUUAAAGGAAACAUUGGCUUUGACAAUGAUCUGCAUUAUAAAAGUAGAGUUCCAAAAACCAUGUACAUUGUUCAAACACAGAACAUAUGUUUUGAAGAUAAUGCUCCUAAAGACUAUGAAGAGUUUAUAACAAUGAAAGCUCAAGAAUCUCCAGUCCAAACAUUACAUAAUACAAAGGUUUCUGAACACAAAUUGCAGGAUAGUAAAGUUUUAGAUACCCUCUUUUUUGAAAGGGAAAUAGACAUUUGUGGUAGUGGUGAUUCUGAAAUAAAUUUGGACAAAGCGGUGGUAAAAAGUGAUACACAAAAAUAUGGCUCAUUCGAAUUUCAUCAGAAUGAUAAUGGGAAUGAGGUUGAAAAAAAUUUUUGCUACCCUAUUUCCCACAUAACAAAACAGGUCCAGGAUUCACAUUCUCAAAGUGACUGCUCCAGUUCUGGCUCGAAAAAACGUACAUAUAAUUCAGACCUUAAAAAUAAAUCUAGAUUGUCAGUUAAUGAAAUAUGUAACUCAAAAACUGUCAAGUCAAAGGAAAACAUUUCAGAUAAUUCUAAUAUAUCCAAAGAUAAAUUUCAAGGACAUUUUGAACUCGGUAAUAAUGAAGAUAAAGAAGAUUUCAGUCUCACUUUAGGUUACCUUAAGCCUGAAGAAGAGGUUUUGGAUGAAUGUGGAAUGAUGAGGAAGUACUAUGGAGUUCGUUCAGAAAUUAAACAGAAAACCAUAAUUAUUCUUGGGGCUUCAGGAAGUGGAAAGACAACACUGGUGAACUUUGUUGCUAAUUAUUUUAAAGGUGUUAAAAGUGCUGAUGGUGAAUUAGUACAUGUAGUUAGAAACUCUAAUGAUGUACGAUCAUACACAACAUCAAUUACUGCAUAUACAUUUUGUUUUGGAGAGCAUGAUACUCCAAUAACGAUUAUAGACACUCCAGGACUGAAUGACUCUUCCGGGGCAGAAGUGCGAGAUCAUGUCCAGUCACUCAAAACCUUCUUGGCAAAUGCUGCUUCACAAAAUUAUGAGAUCCAUGCCAUUGGUUUUGUAGCACAAGCUCAUUUGGUACGUCUAACAUCAUCAGAACGUCUUGUUAUGGAUUAUGUGUCCACUCUGUUUGGUCAAGGUAUUGAAAAUCACUUCUUCACAUUUGUUACAUUUGCUGACAACCAGGAGACUCCCCCAGUUGUGGAGGCCAUGCGAAGUUAUGGUAUGAAAUGUAAUACUUUUUUUAAGUUUAAUAAUUCGCCUCUAAGUAACAAUAAAACAGAUGAAAUUGAUGAUCUGGAUAGAGUUUAUUGGAGAAUUGGAAACAAGAGCUGGAAAAAAUUUAUGAAAUCUCUUCAUAAUCUACCAGCUCUACCAGUCAUCACUUUAAAAACCUUGCAGAAUGAAGUAUUUACAUCAACUGUAGUUGAAUCUGCUGAGAGAGCACUGAGAGCUGAAUUAAAGAUAUUCAUCAAUUAUUGUAAUGAAGGUAAAUGUAUGACUAAAGAGGAACUUCACUCACGUGAUAAAGUUUGGGAGUUGGCAUCAAUUGUUCACCACCUUAGAUCUAAUCAGAUGUCCAACUCUAUGAGUACUGAAUGCAUUUUAAUGAGUUUUGCUGAAGAAGUUUGCAAAGAACAUGGUACUCUUAGUAAAAGUGACAUCAGGCUUCUUUUUCUUGCUCCCUCUAGAAAAUUACUAAAUGCUGGAAUUGGAGUCAUACAGAGCAUUGCACCUUUAUACAAGCAUGCCAUUAAAAAUAUAAUUGAACAGAGACAGCUCUAUUCAAAGACAACUCCAAAUAUUAUUUUCUGUAAUUUCUGUGAAAGCAAUCACGCAUUGGAAAGAGUACAGCUCCCAGCAAGAAGAUUAUUUUCUUUUUUUGGAUCAAAUCCAAUGGACAUUACUUACAGGUGUGUAAAAUGUCCAUGUGAUGGAGAUGCUCAUGGUGAAAGUCCAGAGGAUGAUUCCACAGAAUGUUUAACUAACAAUCUUGACUUGAAUAAGUUGCUUGAACACACUAGACUCUGUUUAACUGAUAUAGCAACAAAAUUUUCCAUUCAGGGAUAUUUUAUAAAUAUAGAUGAUUACUUGCAGUAUAUUAACAACGUUACAAAUUAUGAGUUUGAUAAUUUCAUUAAUGAUCUUUUGCAAAUGACACUGAAAGGAAUGUAACUUAAAUUAUAAAGUAUAUGACCAAACUAUUUUUUAAUAAAAAUUUGAGGAUGUGAUUAUAAGUAAUGGUGUUCUUGGGGAUUGCAAUGAAUCUUUACGUGUAGAAUGUGUCACAAAGGGGCUGCAUAUGUGAUCCAUUUGUCUUAAAAAAUAGGCUUGUUAAAUAUUGUGUUAUCAUAUUUUGAUUUUGUUUUCAAAUUCUGUUUUUGAAAUUUUGAUCCAAUCUGUGUACUUGAUGCUCAAUACUGUUAUUGGUACAAAGUGGUUAUAUAGUCUGUAUUCAUGACCUAUAAAUAUUGGUACAAUGUACUGUAUAAUGCUACAAAAUAGGAUGAUAUUUAAUACUGUAUAACAAUCUAUUUGGUUUUAUUUACUACAGAAAAUAUCAAGUGAUAUUUGACAAGUACUAUAAUUUGAUUUUGUAAAGUUUUGUGUUAGCCAGAAAUGGUAUUAUCUGACUUCUUAGUUUAAACAGGAAUUACCUGAUGGCCACUAUCUCCCUAGUGGCCCCCCCAAAAAAAGACAAAGACUGAAAGCCAGCAUAACUCAUCCUCCUGUUAAGAUAGUACCUUUUGUAGCUAUGUGCACCAUUGUACAACCUGUACAGAAUAUUGAUGUAAUGGACAAUUAGAUAGUAGAAUUUGGUAUUACUGUAUUCACUUCAUAGAGUCUGAGAAAAUAAAGUUAAAACCAAACUUUAAUACUCCCAGGUGUAGUACAACAAAUAUAUUUACAGUAAUAUAUUAGGCCUCAUAUAGCAUGUAUUAGCCUAGGAUGGUUGGUUAGAUUUUAUUAGCAACAUGGAUAUGAAACCUUUUCUGAUGUGUCAAAAUUGAUUAGUACCAAAUUCUACUUUCUAAUUGUCCAGUACAUCAAUAUAUGUAUGUUGGUGCACAUCUUUACUUAAAGUUCCAUCUCAACAAGAGGAUGGGCUUGCCAGCAGCUGUUAUUACAUAAAUUGUGUACAGUACUUUCUAAUUCAAAAUAAUAAUAUUGAAUAACAAUUUUAUUGCUUUUUAUUACUAAUAUAUUCUUUGUUAGUAUUUUUAGUAUUUCAAUUAUUAAUUUGUAUUGUUAUCAUUUAUAUUACUGCUACUAUGUUAUCUGAGUUAUCCAGUGCAAGCAACUGCCAACUGCUGCUCUCUUAUAAAAAUCAGUAAGACACAUGCAGAUUACUUGGUCAAAUGUUUCGUUUGUUCCUUUAAAAGUCAAAAUUACUACCUCAUAUGGAUGAGAAGGAAUGAGACGUUGAAACAAAUCAUCA
This is a messenger RNA of Procambarus clarkii (red swamp crayfish), 5004 nucleotides long. The record is from RefSeq and is a predicted model, not a curated record. Lineage: Eukaryota; Metazoa; Arthropoda; Malacostraca; Decapoda; Cambaridae.